Messenger RNA from Chionomys nivalis (European snow vole), 9060 nucleotides. It is a transcript of the gene Trpc1, whose product is annotated as transient receptor potential cation channel subfamily C member 1. The coding region runs from base 4984 to 7245 and encodes 753 amino acids. The transcript has 13 exons. The record is from RefSeq and is a predicted model, not a curated record. Lineage: Eukaryota; Metazoa; Chordata; Mammalia; Rodentia; Cricetidae. Gene Ontology annotation, molecular function: inositol 1,4,5 trisphosphate binding; store-operated calcium channel activity; protein binding. Gene Ontology annotation, biological process: manganese ion transport; regulation of cytosolic calcium ion concentration; calcium ion transmembrane transport. Gene Ontology annotation, cellular component: membrane; cation channel complex.
GUUCCUGAGUAUUGUGGAGUUUUGUGUUGCUAGGCAGCACCUAAUAUGUACACUGGGACUGGAGAGAUGGCCCAACUGUUAAGAGCACUGACUGCUCUUCUAGAGGUUCUGAGUUCAAUUCCCAGUAACCACACAACCAUCUUUAAUGAGAUCUUGUGCCCUCUUGUGGCCUGAAGCCAGACAUGCAGGUAGAAUACUGUAUACAUAAUAAAUAAAAAUCUUUUUUUUUUAAAUGAUAUGUACAACGAGGAAAAUAAUUUGCAGAAAGGAGGGAUGAUAAGAGUAUAAUUAGCAUCAAGAAUAUUAGGGUUGUUACAGGCAUUCUAAACAGCUCGUGAAGUAUCACUAGUUACAGAUCAUAUGCAUUCUGUACAGGGAAUCUUCGGAAAUCAACAAAGCUGUGGAAUGUACUAGUUGAGAAGUGUAGCCAUAGGGAGUGGUUCUCAGUGACUUUAAUGAUCGGUGCCUGAGCAGCUAGCUGCCUUACUGGCCUGUGUAGUGAUCUCAUGAUGCGUUUCUUUUUCCUAUUUUUAAUUUUCUGCUCUUUGCCAUGCUAUCAAAAUAUAUACAUGAAGUUCUUAAUUGUGUUAAGGAAUUGGACAAAAAGCUGUUAUUAGUGAGUUACUGACUACAACAAUAUUCUUUAGGAAUUUUUCUAUUAUAAAGAUGUUUUCUUGUGCAGAAGUAAGGAACAGUAGGGUAAAAAGAUGUUAUAAUUGUGUAUAUAAUAGAUCUCUCUGAGCAAAUGUUCAGUUUAUCUUAAAUGGCCCAUAUGACAUUUGGAAGAUAGGCUAUUCCUAGUACAGAGCACUCUCUCCUGGGAAGUUGAAAACAAACUAUCCAAGUGAAACCUCAGUGUAUUAUGAGGCUGAAAGAUUAAAUUUGAAUGCACCAGCCCUGUUGUAAUCGGAGAUUCUCUUGCCCCAUUAGAGUAUUAUAAAUGUCUUCUUCAGACUAAUUCCAUCAAAGUUAAUGAUGUUAAGAAGUCUAAGACUAGGAAUAAUAGUUUAAUAUAGGUAAUGAAAAAUUCAAAUACUAUUUAGAAGCAAUAAAUGAUAACAUUAAAAUCCGGAGUGAAUGAUUAGGACUAAAAGAUUCCAGUACCAUAUCAAUUAUUUAUGAGUUCAGUAGAAUUUCUUUGGGUUCCAAAGCUUUUUCCUCUGUCUGUUUUAAAUAUUAAUUGAGACUUUUUUUCUUUUGAGACAGUUUCUCUAUGUAGCCCUGGCUGCCCUGAAACUUGCUCUGUAGACCAGACUGGCCUCAAAUUCAGAGAUCUUCUUGCCUUUGCCUCCGUCUGCUGAGAUUAAAGGUGUGUACCACUGCCUGCCUUAAUUAGGAACAUUUUAAGUAAAAUGUUAUAAUUUCAGGUCCAAAGGUUUUUGUAGAAAGUUUGGUUUGAAAAGAUUUGUAAGUUUUUGACACAAAGUUUCCCACACUUUAUAACUAGCUUCAAGUUCUGUUUGGUUAAUAUAAAGUUUAAAAACUGGUCAACGUUUUUGGUGGAGUUGGGGGAGCUGGGAUUUUUUUUAGACAGAAUCUUAGUCUCUAGCCCAGUUUGUCCUGGAAUUUGGGGUGUAAGUAGCCUAGCCUGGCCUCAGCUUGCAACAGUCCUACUUCUGUCUCUCGGGUUCUGCAGUGAUAGGCACGAGCCCCCACAUGUGAUAAAACUGACCAGCAUUAAUGCUGUCAUCAGUAAUGAUGAAAUUUAUCUUCAUAUGUUGGAAAGUCAGAUGAGAAGCCAGUGAGAAAAUAGAGAAUCAUCUUUAUAAAUAAUAUUGUAUAUUUCUCUACUCUACAUCUCUCAACAUUUAUAAGAGUUGAGCAGAGUAAAUUUAUUGCUGAGGGUCUAUGGGAUCACCUUGAAAUUUUUUUAUACUAUUUAUUUGAUGGCCCAGUUUCCAGUGGGAUUCCUAGAAUUCAGUAAACACUGUGUCCAUUGAGAAUGUUUAAAAAAUCAUAAGAUUGAUAUGCUUUGAAUUUUACAGAAUGGACUGACAAGGUAGGGCUAGACCAUGGGUGACCAACUGAUUCAAAAGUUAAGUCCAACUCUUUUUCUAAAGUCUGUGAGUUCAGACUGGUCUUUACAUUUUAUAUUUCAGAUACUUAAAAACAUUUCUAAUUAAAAGAAUGGUAUUUUUAAACAUAAAAAUUCUGUAAAAUUUGAAAAGCUUUAUUGGGGCACAUCCUCAUUUGUUUUAUGUGGUCUGUGCCUGCUUUGGUGCAAACGCAACUGGGUAAUUGUGACUGAGAUGUCAUAUCCACAAAACAUAGCAUAUUUUACUGCCUGGCCCCUUUUCAGAACAAUUUUGUUGACCCCCUGUGUCAAAAUGUAAAGCAUUGUAUGAGUAAUAAUACAGAAAAGAGCCCAUUGUGAACUGAAUCCAAGUUCAUUUUGUACAGAGGCAGUUAGUUUAAAGGGUUAGAGAGGAGUGAGUGGGGGUUCCAUAGAGUCAGGGAAUGGAAAAAUUAUGAAACAGCAGGGGGAAAUGUACAAAAAAUGGAUGGCUUUGAAAACGUGGGGGGAUUUAUGAGAAACCAGUGUGUAUUUGUUACCUGGCACUAAAGGUGGUUAGAUGGCUGUCUUUUCACGUGGACCAGGAAAUGGGUUCUAUCUAUGUUCAAUGUUCAAAUGAACCAACAGCCAUGACUUUCCUCAGGUGUGUAUUUGCAGAAGAUCAUGCUAGUGAUGCAUCGUGGAGCAUCGUGGAGCAUCGUAGGCUAAAGGAAAUGUUUUGGCCAAGUCUUAUGGGCUAUGGAAGCUUCUUCAUAUGGGAAAAAAGGGACCAUGAGCUGGCUUAGGAUUUAGUCCAAGAGAAAAUCUUCAGUGGUUCUAUCAGUUAGGAGGCUGUUUCACUGUCCAAAAGGAUUGAUAAUAGUUUGGAUGAGGUUAACUGUGUUCACAGGGACAGGUGAAUGAGUGUGGGAGGUGCUUAGAGGUCUCACUGAGAUAACUUGCUGUUGCAUUGGUGCACCACCUAUGGAGUAGACUGAGAAAUACUUUAUUUUCUUUGUUGAACAAAGACAACUAGGGACUGGAGGUGGCAGAUAAAGUGUGCUUGCUCUGCAGACAUGAAGACUGAGUUUGGAUCUCCAGCUUUCAUGUAAAAAGCAGAGUGUAUUGAUGUUAAGUCUGUAACCCUGAGCAAGCCUAUCCCUGGAGCUUGGUGGUAGCCAGUCUAAGCCAGUCAGUGAACUCUGAGCUCAGGGAGAGAUCCUGUCUGGGGCUGAGGGUGGGGAUAGAAAGCAGUAGAGGAAGAUACUCAACCCUCUAACUUCCACAUUGCACACACACAACAGACAUACAAUUAAAAAUAAAUUUAAAAAAGCUAACUAUACCAUCAAAAAAGUAAGCAAAUUAUAUUGCUUUUCCAAAGGCAAGAAAUAUGACUUGCAAACACGUUUACUAUGAAAGGAAAACGUCAUCUGGUAUAGCAGGCAUUUUGAGCAUCUGGGCAGUUAGCCUGCUUCUUGUCUUGUUAAGUUUUCUAACCUCUUUUCACAUAUGCAUCCAUCCUCAAAGUUAAUAACUGUUCUAGUCUUUAUGGCAUAUCACUUGCAGAUACAAACUUUAGUAGCUAGAGUGACGUUUAAGAAGUAGUGGCUGAAAAUAUUGCAAGAUUAAUGAAACACAAUGACCUUAGAUGUGGAAAGUCUAUUGAGUUCCAGGAAGGUGAAUUUAAAUGAGUGACCUCACCUAGAUAUACCAGGAUAGCAAAGCGGAGUUUUAUGGGUAGCGUUUUCUUAACCCUAAGCUUAAAAGCUGAUUUGUCUGAAAUAGUUUUAAAUGUUAAUUUUUGGCAAUAGUGAUGUCAUUUGGCACAGCUCAAGACUAAGAACAUUGCUUCUUCAGUGGAAUUUAAAUGUUAAUUAGUGCUAUGGGGGAAAUUAUUUCAUGACUAGUUUUUUUAUUUUUGAGAUCUAAGGAGAUGUAUUAUUAAGAAAACUAUUAUUCCAUUUCUUUUUAAAACAUAAACAGGUAUUUAACAUAUUAGGAAGUCUGACAUUUUCACAAUAAAAUCUGUUACCUUAGCUGCAAUAUUGUUUUUCUUAUUCAUUUAGUCUAAUGUUUUCUCUCUGUGUACCAUGAAAGUAUUUCUUUUCUCUUUCCAGUUUCCACUCUGAUUAUUCUUUCCCUGUUUCUUACUCACAGACAUCUAAGGAAUAACUAUGUAAAAUCGUUUAUCCACUUUGUAUUUAAAAAGUAAAAUGAAACAAGUAUCCCCUUGCUUUCUUUUCUAUAAUGAACAUUUCCCUUUGGAUUUUUAUUUCUCUUUUUUCCUGCACAGUCUCAGCAGGCAAAUAAACUGCACCUUUGGUGACAGUAAUUCCCAUUGUCCUCAUAUGGACUGAUCGUUCUGUGUUCACCUCAGUCAGAGAGAAGAUAGCCUGCCUGCUGCUGAUAGGCCAAGCAGUCAUUCUAGCCCCAGCUUGGUGUUCUGUGAGCUGGAUGGUCCCUGUUUAUUAACACUACACCUCACCUUCCUUAACAAGAUGGGAUGUGCACGCGCAUGUGCAUGUGUGUGUGUGUGUGUGUGUGUGAGAGAGAGAGAGAGAGAGAGAGAGAGAGAGAGAGAGAGAGAGAGAAGGGAGAAAGGAGUAAGAAUUUAGGUGCCCUGUCUAUAUAUACUGUCAAAUUCAUGCUACUUUUUAAAUGUAUGCUUUCCCCCUCUUUCUAAUAUUCUCUCUCCUGUUCUCCAUUUUAACCAAUAUGAUGCAUGAGUAAAUGUGUGUAUGAGAUCCAAAACUAAUUCCUUCUAAGUUUCAUUUUAUUUUCCUAUAAGAGCUGUCUGACUGUAUUUUGGGUUAUUCUUUAUGAAAUUAUCCUACAUAUCUUCUAUAAGUUUUUCUCCUUAUAACAUCGGGUAAAGAAGUUUAAGUAAGAAAUUUUUAUAACAUGAUACACAUUUAUUUUUUUCUGCUAGUGUUUUAUAUUUGCUGCUUAUAUGUGUAUUAUUUUAUCAAGAUAUACUUUUUUUCCAGGAAAUGUUCACAUUUUCUGUGCACAUGUCCACAUGCAAAGCAAAAUUGAGUUUAGGUGACUAUUAUAUGGUUAAAAAGAUUUUGGAGGAAAACAGUUCAGGUGACUUGAACAUAAAUUGCGUAGAUGUGCUUGGGAGAAAUGCUGUUACCAUAACUAUUGAAAACGAAAGCUUGGAUAUACUGCAGCUGCUUUUGGACUACGGUUGUCAGUCCGCAGAUGCACUUUUGGUGGCCAUCGACUCUGAAGUAGUGGGAGCUGUCGAUAUACUACUUAAUCAUCGACCAAAACGAUCACCAAGACCAACUAUAGUAAAACUUAUGGAACGAAUUCAGAAUCCUGAAUAUUCAACAACAAUGGAUGUUGCCCCUGUCAUUUUAGCUGCUCAUCGUAACAACUAUGAAAUCCUUACCAUGCUUUUAAAACAGGACGUGUCUUUGCCCAAGCCCCAUGCAGUUGGCUGUGAAUGCAUGCUGUGUUCUGCAAAAAACAAAAAGGACAGCCUCAGACAUUCCAGGUUUCGUCUUGAUAUCUAUAGAUGUCUGGCCAGCCCAGCUCUAAUAAUGUUAACAGAGGAGGAUCCAAUCCUGAGAGCAUUUGAACUUAGUGCUGACUUAAAAGAACUCAGCCUUGUGGAGGUGGAAUUCAGGAAUGAUUAUGAAGAACUAGCCCGUCAGUGCAAAAUGUUUGCUAAAGAUUUGCUUGCACAAGCCCGGAAUUCACGUGAACUGGAAGUUAUCCUAAACCAUACAUCUAGUGAUGAGCCUCUUGACAAACGGGGACUACUAGAAGAAAGAAUGAAUUUAAGUCGUCUAAAACUUGCUAUCAAAUAUAACCAAAAGGAGUUUGUCUCCCAGUCAAAUUGCCAGCAGUUCCUGAACACCGUUUGGUUUGGACAGAUGUCAGGUUACCGCCGUAAGCCCACCUGUAAGAAGAUAAUGACUGUUUUGACAGUUGGCAUCUUCUGGCCAGUUUUGUCUCUAUGUUAUUUGAUAGCUCCCAAAUCUCAAUUUGGCAGAAUCAUUCACACACCUUUUAUGAAAUUUAUUAUUCAUGGAGCAUCAUAUUUCACAUUCUUGCUGUUACUAAAUCUGUACUCACUAGUCUACAAUGAAGACAAGAAAAAUACAAUGGGGCCGGCCCUUGAGAGAAUAGACUACCUUCUCAUACUGUGGAUUAUUGGGAUGAUCUGGUCGGACAUUAAGAGACUCUGGUAUGAAGGGCUGGAAGACUUUUUAGAGGAGUCGCGUAAUCAGCUCAGCUUUGUCAUGAAUUCCCUCUACUUGGCAACCUUUGCCCUCAAAGUGGUGGCUCACAACAAGUUUCAUGACUUUGCUGACCGGAAGGACUGGGAUGCAUUCCACCCUACACUUGUAGCAGAAGGGCUUUUUGCAUUUGCAAACGUUUUGAGUUACCUUCGGCUCUUUUUCAUGUAUACAACCAGCUCGAUUUUGGGUCCACUGCAGAUUUCGAUGGGACAGAUGUUACAAGAUUUUGGGAAAUUUCUGGGGAUGUUCCUUCUUGUUCUGUUUUCCUUCACAAUUGGACUGACACAACUCUAUGACAAGGGGUACACUCCCAAAGAGCAGAAGGACUGUGUCGGCAUCUUCUGUGAACAACAAAGCAACGACACCUUUCACUCGUUCAUUGGCACCUGCUUUGCUUUGUUCUGGUACAUUUUCUCCUUAGCACAUGUGGCCAUCUUUGUCACGAGGUUUAGCUAUGGAGAAGAACUGCAGUCUUUUGUUGGAGCUGUGAUUGUUGGAACUUACAACGUCGUGGUUGUGAUCGUGCUUACGAAGCUGCUGGUAGCCAUGCUUCAUAAGAGCUUUCAGUUGAUAGCAAAUCAUGAGGAUAAAGAAUGGAAGUUUGCUCGAGCAAAGCUAUGGCUUAGCUACUUUGAUGACAAAUGUACACUGCCCCCACCUUUCAACAUUAUUCCUUCACCAAAGACUAUCUGCUAUAUGAUCAGUAGCCUCAGUAAGUGGGUUUGCUCUCACACGUCGAAAGGCAAGGUCAAGCGGCAAAACAGUUUAAAGGAGUGGAGAAACUUGAAGCAAAAGAGAGACGAGAACUACCAGAAAGUGAUGUGCUGCCUAGUGCAUCGUUACCUGACGUCUAUGCGACAGAAGAUGCAGAGCACAGACCAGGCCACUGUGGAGAAUCUCAAUGAACUGCGCCAAGAUCUGUCAAAAUUCCGAAAUGAAAUAAGGGAUUUGCUUGGCUUUCGAACUUCUAAAUAUGCUAUGUUUUAUCCAAGAAAUUAAUCAUUUUCUAAUAACAAAUCUGAAAGACUGUAUUUGCAUACCUUACAACUAAACUAAUAAGAUAUAUAUGGACCUAAACAAUUACACAAAAGCCAUUCUUUAAAUAUUUAUAGCAUAAAUAUAUGUCAUGUAAAAUAUGUAUAUAGCGUUAGUUUUUUAAAACCUGUCUAUGGCUUUUUGUAGAAGCAAAACACAAUAAGUAAAUGGUUUUGUUUGCAUGCUAUUGGAUUUUUUUAGUUUGUCAGUGCUUAAAAUUUGUAAUGUUUGAGGGGCAGCUAUCAGUGUACACAUUGCCCACUCCCUUUUAUAAAAUGAAUAUCAGCAAAUGCAGCUACCUUAAGAGACACUUGAAAUGUAGAGUUCACGAUGUUUAAAAUCUCCUGUUUUAGGAGUUCACACUGAGUUCAAUAUUUAUUGUUUAAGAGUAUAGUUUUGUCUAAAAUACCACAUUUUUUUUUCUUUUGCUAUAAUCUUAAGCAACAAAGAAAAGUCUCUAAUGAAUAUCUGAAUUUAAGUCGGGCAUGGUGGCACACUCCUUUAAUCCCAGCACUCAGGAGGCAGAAGCAGGCAGAUCUUGGAGUUCAAGGCCAGCCUGGUCUACAGAGUAAGUUCCAGGACAACUGGGGCUAUAUAGAAAAAUCCUGUCUCAAAAAAACAAACAAAGAAUUAAUUUAUUUAGUUCAAUCAAUCUAAAUUCACCUUGUUUUUAUUGUUUUGUUGUAUUUUACUUUUACAUGGUUACAAUAAUUUUAUAUUUUUAAUUUUGUUUCUUGACUUAAUAUUUUAUACAUAGUUCUCUGUAUUGAGAUAGUUCAUAUAUUUAAAUAUUUAUAGAAUUCUGUAAUUUUUGAAAAAGGAUAGACGUCUUUUAGCCAUAGAAUAUUUGUUCAUAUUUAUGCAUUUGCAAAGUUACUUCUCUAGGCAUUUGGUUAGUUUUAACUUUUCCUUCAAACUUUUCAGGCUUGAGUAAGUUACAAAGUAUAAGCUGCUUGUCUUCAUGUGUGGUCACAAUGGGCAGGACUGGAGAGCAUCUGGGCCUUGAAAAAAGCUGCUUCAAGUUCAGAUGAAGGUUCUUGAGCUCUCUUCCGAAGUGUUGACCACAGAGUUUAACACAGCUUUUAGAAAAGUGACUUCAUGCUUGCUGCUUGAGCUGUAAAGUAUUGUUUUUUCAAUUUGAAAAUAAAAAGUGUAUCUGACCUCUUUUCGGUGUUCAUAUGAGGUGUGGCUGAAGGGUCUCCCCAGCUGUUGCUCAGACCCCUGCAGCAUGGCCAGUGAGGAAUGUGCUUUGUUUCCUUAGCUGAGUGUCAGCUGCUGUUGAGGGUGCACAGGGUGCAUGCAGCCCUUGGCCUACCCAGGGGGCGUCUGAGUAACCUAGUGUUCGGUUUCAUGUUGCUUUACAUGUUUUUAAUGUUCAAGUUUAAGUGUUCCCUCUUUGGGGCAAAUUCUUAUAAAAAUGUUUAUUGUAAAAUUAUAUAUUUUGUCUACAAUGGAAUUAUGCACUUCCCUAUUGGGAUUUUAUAUCAGGAUUUUCAGUCAUUCUAAAAAAUACCUAAUUAUUAAAAAAAUUUAUAGAGUGCCUACUGUGUGCAUGAAUUACUGAUGAGGUAUAUUUUGAAUGAUAGCAUAUUGUAAGAAAAAAGGUGAAUAAAAUUUGACAUUAGAUUAUAAAUUGAUAGAGCAUUAGCAUUUUACUUAUUAUUGCUUGCUUUUUAUUUUUUAAUUACUUUAUUUUAAAUGUGGGAAUAUUUUGCCUGUGUGUUUAUAUUUGUUUACCAUGCAUGUGCUUGGUAUUUACAGAAACCAGAAGAAGGUGUU